Molecule: messenger RNA, 1101 nt
Organism: Grosmannia clavigera kw1407
Lineage: Eukaryota; Fungi; Ascomycota; Sordariomycetes; Ophiostomatales; Ophiostomataceae
Product: ribokinase
Exons: 1
Coding region: 1-1101 (366 amino acids)
Biological process (GO): D-ribose metabolic process
Molecular function (GO): ribokinase activity
Source: RefSeq, a predicted model, not a curated record
AUGGCUCAGCAAGCUACACCGUGCUCGGACAGAGCGAAGGCAGCAGGCAGCAGCCUGCCUUGGAUCACGGUGCUGGGCUCGCUCAACAUGGAUCUGGUGUCGUACGUGUCACACCAUCCGCAGCCGGGCGAGACGAUGAUGUCGUCGGCCUUCGCCACAUCACCGGGCGGCAAGGGAGCAAAUCAGGCGGUAGCCUGUGCGAAGCUGUCGCGGCGGCGGAAUGCCGCGAACACGGCGGAGUGGAACGACACGGCAUCAAUGGCGACGGCGCACGUGGCGAUGGUGGGCGCAGUAGGCGACGACGCCAACGGGGCGACGCUGCGGGCGAACCUGGCACGACACGGCGUCGACGUGCAGGGCGUACAGACGGUGGCGGGUCAGACGACGGGCGUGGCCGUGAUCGUGGUGGAUGAGCCGACGGGUCAGAACCGCAUCAUCCUGUCACCGGGGGCCAACUAUGCGAUUCCAUGGCGGGCCGACCUGAUUCUGCCGCAGCAAACGCAGCUGCUGAUUCUUCAGCUGGAGAUCCCGCUCGAGCAGGUCGAGCAGGCGCUCACAGCCGCCCGGACGGCCGACAUCCCGGUGCUCUUCAACCCGGCGCCGGCGCCGGCUACGGAAGAGACGCGGGCCAAGCUGGAGGCGGCCUUCAGCACGCUCGACGACAAGGAACGACCGACUGGUCGGGCUGGGCUCGCCCACCUCGUGCUCAACGAGACCGAGACGGCUGCGCUGGCCGUCGGCUGCACCGUGUCGGACCUCGACACGACCGACGGCCUCGCGCGCGCGGCACGCUACUUUCUCGACCGUGGCGUCGAGAACGUCGUGAUGACGCUCGGCGGCCGCGGCGUCUACUACGCCUCACGCACGGCCGGCGGACCCGGAGAGCUGCUGCCGCCCGAGCCCGUGGCACAUGUGGUCGACACCACCGGUGCCGGCGACACGUUUGCCGGGCAGUACGCGCUGGAGGUGGUGCAUGCGGCAGCAGAAGGAAAGCCGUUUGACUGCGCCGCAGCCGUGCGGCGGUCCAACAAGGCGGCAGCAAAGACGGUGCAGCGGAGAGGCGCCCAGGAUUCGAUCCCGUGGCGGGACGAGGUCGAAUGA